Camelina sativa (false flax) is the source of this 2829-nucleotide messenger RNA. NCBI's taxonomy places the organism in Eukaryota, Viridiplantae, Streptophyta, Magnoliopsida, Brassicales, Brassicaceae. The record is from RefSeq and is a predicted model, not a curated record.
AUGGGGUUGACUCUGCAAAGCAUGCUGUGUUCAGACGAGUUCUCUCCAUCUCUGGUUGUAGCAAUUCGUUUGAACACUGUUUCGUUAGAGCCUACUGAAGCUCAGAAGAGGGAGGCUUUUAAGAAUCAGCUCCUGGCAGCUGGUGGAGGUCUUCCUGUUGCAGAUAAUGAUGGGGAGGCUACUUCAAAGCGUCCCAUUUAUGCCAACAAGAAAAAAUCAUCUCGGCAGAAAGGCAAUGACACUUCUAUUCACGUGGUAGAUGAGGUAGAGCCAAAAGAGAACCCUGCAGGUGAACCAGAUCCCUUACGUGAAGUGGGUUCAGCAGAUACUGAAAAGGUUGAUUUAAUAGAGUCAGCAAACACAGACGAGAAAUCAGAACCUGCUGAUGUAGCUCAGGAGAAUGAGAAUGGGGUUGAGGAAGAUGAUGAAGAAGAUGAGUGGGAUGCAAAAAGCUGGGAUACUGUUGAUCUUAACCUUAAAGGUGAUUUUGAUGAUGAAGAUGAAGAAGCUCAGCCUGUGGUUAAGAAAGAAUUAAAGGAUGCUGUGUCAAAGGCACAUGAUUCAGACCCUGAAGCUGAAAAACCAGCAGGUAUGGGCAAGCCAACAACAGCUGCUGUAAAAGCUGUGCAUGAAGUGGAAGAUGCUACACAGACAAAACGAGCUACUCGAGCAAAAGAGGUCUCUAAGAAGGGUAAAGGUGUAGCUCCGAGUGAAUCUAUAGAGGGUGAGGAAAAUCUGCGGUCUCCCAUUUGCUGCAUCAUGGGUCAUGUCGAUAGUGGUAAAACAAAGCUGUUGGAUUGCAUCAGAGGAACAAAUGUACAGGAAGGCGAGGCUGGAGGUAUUACUCAGCAGAUUGGUGCAACAUAUUUCCCUGCGGAAAACAUCCGAGAGAGGACCAGGGAACUGAAAGCUGAUGCAAGACUCAAAGUGCCAGGUCUAUUGGUUAUUGAUACACCUGGCCACGAGUCCUUCACGAAUCUGCGGUCAAGAGGUUCAAGUUUGUGUGACCUUGCAAUUUUGGUGGUUGAUAUAAAGGCUGGGUUACAGCCACAGACCAUAGAAUCGCUAAAUCUUUUGAGAAUGAGGAAUACAGAGUUCAUUAUUGCAUUGAAUAAGGUGGAUAGGCUAUAUGGAUGGCAAACAUGCAAGAAUGCUCCCAUCGUGAAAUCACUGAAGCAACAACCUAAAGAUGUUAUAAGUGAAUUUAACGUGGAACUGAAAAAGGUUAAAAACCAGUUCCAGGAGCAAGGACUCAACACUGAGCUUUAUUACAAGAAUAAAGAAAUGGGAGAAACUUUCAGUAUUGUUCCUACUAGUGCUGUUAGUGGGGAAGGGGUCCCAGAUCUCUUGCUGUUGUUGGUUCAAUGGGCUCAGAAAACAAUGGUUGAGAAACUUACAUAUGUCGACGAAGUGCAGUGUACUGUCCUGGAGGUCAAAGUUAUUGAAGGCCAUGGAACAACGAUUGAUGUUGUGUUGGUAAACGGUGAGCUCCAUGAAGGUGAUAAAAUCGUCGUUUGUGGGCUACAGGGACCUAUUGUCACAACGAUUAGAGCAUUACUGACUCCUCAUCCAAUGAAGGAGUUACGGGUGAAGGGUACUUAUCUGCAUUACAAAGAAAUAAAGGCUGCACAGGGUAUCAAGAUUACUGCCCAGGGCCUUGAACACGCAAUUGCUGGUACUGCCCUGCAUGUGGUUGGACCUGAUGAUGACUUGGAGGCAAUUAAGGAGUCGGUUAUGGAAGAUAUGGAGUCAGUUAUGAGCAGAAUUGAAAAAAGUGGUGAAGGAGUUUAUGUACAAGCGUCUACACUAGGGUCAUUAGAAGCAUUGCUUGAAUUCUUGAAGUCCCCAGCUGUAAAGAUACCAGUCAGUGGUAUUGGCAUAGGGCCUGUGCAUAAGAAGGAUAUAAUGAAGGCGGGAGUUAUGCUCGAGAGGAAAAAGGAAUAUGCUACGAUUUUGGCUUUUGACGUUAAAGUGACUACAGAGGCUCGUGAACUUGCUGAGGAUAUGGGAGUUAAAAUUUUUUGCGCUGAUAUCAUCUAUCAUCUAUUCGAUCUAUUUAAGGGUUACAUUGAAAAUAUCAAAGAGGAGAAAAAGAAGGAAUCAGCCGAGGAAGCAGUCUUCCCUUGUGUCCUUAAGAUUUUACCUAACUGUGUGUUCAAUAAGAAAGACCCAAUAGUCCUUGGAGUUGAUGUCGUCGAGGGUAUACUUAAGAUUGGGACCCCCAUUUGUGUCCCAGGCAGAGAGUUCAUAGAUAUUGGCCGCAUUGCAUCUAUUGAGAACAACCACAAGCCUGUUGACUAUGCAAAGAAGGGCCACAAGGUGGCGAUAAAGAUUGUUGGUUCGAAUGCGGAAGAGCAGAAGAUGUUUGGAAGGCACUUUGACAUGGAAGAUGAACUUGUGAGUCACAUUUCGAGGAGAUCUAUUGACAUACUCAAAGAUGAUUAUCGGGAUGAAUUAGACUUCGAUGAGUGGAAGCUAGUUGUGAAACUGAAGAACAUCUUCAAGAUACAGUAGAUUCCCUGAACAUUCAAAUGUAUACUCUUGAGCUUCAAACACUCACACGCCUUGUUAUGCCGUGUCUGCGUCGAUGCAGAACAAACAAAUUCAUCUUCCUGCUUCUAACCGAAGCAUUCACAGAAGAUAGAGAUUAAAGAGAGACAAAAGCGUGUUUUGUUUUUGCUUUUUUUUGUUUUCUUUUCUUUUUUGGUCCUUUUCUCCCUGAGAAAUGCUGAAUAAUUGGUUCAUCAACCUUCAUGCUGACAAAAUUGCAGGGAAAGAAGAGCCUUUUGAGUCUUCGUGAUAUACAAAUAUCAUCAUCCUUAUAUGCCU